AUGGCUUCAAGUUCUUCUCUCGUGAGGCUGGGCCAGUCCAUCGCUGGCUCAGCAAGUUCGUCUUCUCCUUUCCUGAAACUGGGCCAGUUUCUCACUGGCGCAGUCAGUACGUAUACUGUCACCAAGCAACUCGGCGAAUUCAUUUGGCUGGGAAGUAACAAAGUUGGGCAGACUGUCGUGAUCAAAUCCGCGCGCCAUUUCCGAAUCGCCAACGAGAGGGAUGUCCUGAGGAAAUUUCAGUCCAGAACUCCGCAUCUGCGCCCCUUGAUAGAUGAGAUAGUCGAACCAGCAGACCUACCUGCCAUCGUAUUGAAACAUCUCGAGGAUGAUCUACUCACCGCUUUAAACGCUAAGCUUAGCAGAAGGGAGAUCAAAUAUGCAUCAAAGAGGGUUCUUGAGGCAUUGAAAGUACUGCAUGAAGAUGGUUAUGUGCACACAGAUAUCAAAAUGGACAAUGUCCUGGUGAAGUACGCGCCAUCUUCCCAGAAUGAAAGUGGACAGCGCUUUACCGACGUCCAACUCGCAGACCUCGAGAGCACAGUCCACAUAACCUCCCGCUUUUGCAAGGACCGCGAUGAAAUUGGUACGCCCAUCUGGCGGAGCCCAGAGGCGCAGUUGGGACUGCAAUGGGGUCCACCAACUGACAUCUGGUCAUUUGGGACAAUGGUAGUUAUUGCAUACAACGGCUCAUUUCUCCUAACGAAUCCUAAUACCUUGGGAGUACUGUCACUUAUCAUGAAAGAUGUGCCGCCCGAGAAGUUGAGACCUUUCUCACUGGCUAGCCAGCGAGAGAUUUCGGAAGACGACAAGGAGUUUGUCUUGAAGAUAAUGAAACUUGACCCAAGGGACAGGCCGACUGCAAAGGAGCUUCUCGAAGACGAGUGGUUCAAUCGAAUAUGA
Molecule: messenger RNA, 900 nt
Organism: Coccidioides posadasii C735 delta SOWgp
Lineage: Eukaryota; Fungi; Ascomycota; Eurotiomycetes; Onygenales; Onygenaceae
Biological process (GO): protein phosphorylation
Molecular function (GO): protein kinase activity; ATP binding
Source: RefSeq, a predicted model, not a curated record